Molecule: messenger RNA, 1383 nt
Organism: Phycomyces blakesleeanus NRRL 1555(-)
Lineage: Eukaryota; Fungi; Mucoromycota; Mucoromycetes; Mucorales; Phycomycetaceae
Exons: 7
Cellular component (GO): nucleus
Molecular function (GO): ATP binding; RNA helicase activity; RNA binding
Source: RefSeq, a predicted model, not a curated record
AUGGAGCGCCCUGAGAGAUCAUACAACUGGGCUUCCAACCGUGCCAGAUACGAGUACAACGAAAACGCCGUAGGAAAAGACGGUGAAGCCCCACGCGACGAAAAGCUCGAAAGUGAGUUGUUCGAGCAAGCCUCUGAAAACCAGACUAGUCUUGAUUUCUCCAAGUACGAAUCUAUCCCUAUCCGCGUUGAGCGUGGUGAGGCCCCCCGCCCUAUCGUUACCUUCGAUGCAGCCGAUCUUCACCCUGUCAUGAAGGACAACGUAAGAUUGUUGGGUUAUGCCAAGCCAACUCCUGUCCAGACCUAUUCCAUCCCCAUUGUUACCUCUGGCAAGGAUCUCAUGGCCUGUGCCCAGACUGGUUCCGGAAAGACUGCUGCUUUCCUCAUCCCUACCCUCAGUAACCUAUUCAAGCACGGUAAGGAGUGGGCCCAACCUCGCCCUGCCCCUUAUGAGCAGCGCCAGUUCAAGGCCGAGCCCUUGGUUCUUAUUUUGGCCCCUACUCGUGAGUUGUGCUCCCAGAUCUUCGAUGAAUGCAGAAAGUUCACCUACAGAAGUAUGCUCAGACCUUGUGCUGUCUACGGUGGUGCCGACAGUCUUUCCCAGCUCCGCCAGCUUGAGCGCGGUUGCGAUAUCCUCGCCGCUGCCCCUGGUAGACUUAUGGAUUUCAUUGAGCGUGGAAAGAUUGGUCUUGGUCGUGUCCGUUACUUGGUUCUCGAUGAAGCCGAUCGUAUGUUGGACAUGGGUUUCGAGUCCGUCAUUCGUGCAAUUGUAGAGAAGAAGGGUUGUAACGUCGAUCGUCAGACUCUCAUGUUCUCCGCUACCUUCCCUCGUGCCAUCCGUAAGCUUGCCCGUGAUUUCCUCAAACCCGACUAUCUUUUCUUGAAGGUUGGUCGUGUCGGUGGUACCACAAGCUCCAUCACCCAGAAUGUUGUCUACGUCGAAGAAGAAAACAAGCGUGAAUCCCUCCGUGAACUUCUCAACUCCCAGCCCCCUAGCCGUACUUUGAUUUUUGUUGAAACAAAGCGUAGUGCUGACAGUUUGGAUCAAUACCUUUAUGAGCGCAGCUUCCCCUCGACCUCCAUCCACGGUGAUCGUACCCAGAUCGAGAGAGAAGAUGCUCUUCUUGCUUUCAAGAGUGGUCAGUGCCCUAUCCUUGUCGCCACUGCUGUUGCCGCCCGUGGUAUUGAUAUCAAGAAUGUCAUGCAUGUCAUCAACUUCGAUAUGCCCAACGAUAUGGAUGAAUAUAUUCACAGAAUUGGCAGAACUGCUCGUGUCGGAAAGUCUGGUUUGGCCACUUCCUUCUAUAACGAUCGUAGUUCCGCAUUGGCUUACGAUCUUGCUAAGCUUCUCAAGGAGUGCAAGCAAGAGAUCCCCGAGUUCCUU